This is a messenger RNA of Verruconis gallopava, 2076 nucleotides long. RefSeq lists its product as uncharacterized. The transcript is spliced from 4 exons. The record is from RefSeq and is a predicted model, not a curated record. Gene Ontology annotation, molecular function: CoA-ligase activity. Gene Ontology annotation, biological process: secondary metabolic process. Lineage: Eukaryota; Fungi; Ascomycota; Dothideomycetes; Venturiales; Sympoventuriaceae. The coding region runs from base 364 to 1992 and encodes 542 amino acids.
UCAGAAUUCACGCAACGCAUCCCGUGUAUGCCGUAGUGAAAACCGAUAGGCAUCUCUGUUCACACCACCCUCCACUCAAAUAAUUGGCCGAACGUAUCAACAAGCUGCAUAACCCGUUGUGAAGUUGCAAUCAGUAAUCAAACCAUUGCUGUUUUUAUUCAAACCAGGGUAACACCCAUUGGUAGACGAAUGGUGAGACAUUUCAUUCAUUUGCAAAAACUUUAAUGUUACGACUUCGAUAUAGACUGGCAUCUACGGUCUGCAUAUCAAACUUUCUUUCCACAUCCUAUUCCAUCGUUCACUGUAGAAUUUCAGUGUGGCUGAGAAGAUACUUUUGUUUUCGACUUGCUCUGUUGCACCAAGAUGCCAUUUCUGGCAAAGGAACAUGUGCCAAUCCCUAAAAAAGACCUCAUAUCAUGGAUCUUUGAUGAUAUUGGCUAUGAUUCGGAUAUGCCAGUCUAUAUAGAUGCCGCAGAUCCGUCAAAAUCGAUCAGCGCACGACAGGCAAGGUCGAUGAUUCGGCGUCUUGUAGCUGGCUUCCACAGUGCAGGAUUGCAAAAGGGAGACGCGGUGUGCGUGCACUCCUUCAACAACUUAUACUAUCCCAUAACUGUUCUCGGUAUCAUAGGGGCAGGAUGCGUUUACACGGGUACAAACCCGGCGUAUACGCCGCGCGAACUCACUCAUCAUAUUUCAGUCACGAAAGCAAAGCUCUUCUUAGUAGAACCUGAGCUCUUAUCACCAGUGUUGGAAGCAAUGAAACGUUCUAGCAUCGACAGCUCGAAGGUUUUCCUUUUCGACCCCUACAGCCAGCAAAAUAGUGAGCUGCCUAGUUGGCAAAGCCUACUUGACCAUGGUGAGCAAGACUGGGUUCGCUUCGAGGACGAAAACGAAUCUAAGAACACCACCGCAAUGCGGCUUACCACCUCGGGGACCACGGGACUGCCUAAAGCGGCCGAACUGUCGCACCACAAUCUCGUCUCCCAGCAUACGCUGGUGUGGGAAAGCCAGAUCCCAAAGAAACCUUACGAUCUUCGCACCAUCAUAGCUUUGCCCAUGUUUCACGCUGCAAUGGCCCCAAUGGUGCACACUUCUGCACUUAGAUCCGGAUUUGUAAUGCACCUGAUGAGAAAAUUUGACGUGGACGAAUUCAUGGCUGCGAUACACAAGUACAGGCCAACGGAGAUAAUGGUCGUGCCGCCCGUGGUCCUCAGGAUCGUCAUGAGCCCUAACGUCAAGAACUAUGAUUUCAGCUGUCUGAAACGUGCCACUGUUGGAGCAGCGCCGCUGGAUCCUGAUCUGCAACAGCGGUUUGAGAACCUCAUCGAUGGGGCAGUCACGCAAGUUUGGGGAAUGACUGAGUCUUCCUGCGUAAUCUCAAUGACACCAUAUCCGGAAUCAGGUUUGGCUACGGUGGGCUAUCUGCUCCCCAAUCACGAUAUUAAAUUUGUCAAUGAUAAUGGCGAGGAGAUCCUGGAGUCUAACGUGCCAGGCGAAAUGUGCGUUCGUGGACCUAACAUCAUCCGCGGCUAUUUCAAUGAUCCAGUGGCAAAUUCCAGAGAUUUUGACGCGGAUGGCUUCUACCACAGUGGAGAUGUAGGAUAUAUAGAGAAAAGUACUGGGAAGUUGUACAUUGUGGACCGUAAAAAAGAGCUAAUCAAGGUUCGCGGCUUCCAAGUUGCACCGAAUGAGAUCGAGGGAAUUCUUCUGUCUCAUCCAUCAAUCAUCGACGCCGCAGUUAUUGGACUGUCGCUGCCUAGCAGUCCUGAUGCUGAACUUGUCCAAGCACGCGUCGUGCUGCGAGAAGGCGAUGAACUAUCUGAAAGGGAGGUGUUGGACUAUGUACAGCCUCAGCUAGCAAGCUACAAACACUUGACAGGCGGUGUCAAAUUUGUGCCCACCAUCCCAAAGACUGCUAGCGGAAAGAUAUUGAAGCGGUUGUUGAGAGAAGAGGCGCUCAGAGAGAUCAAAGCCGAGACUGCAAAACUGUAGAUUGUCAAAGGUCUCAUCAGAACUUCACAUAUACACACUAAUUGUACAAGAGUAACCGCUGUUAACAGAAAUGAAAGUCUUUAC